AUGGAUGAGGAGAUGAAAAGUAAAGUAGAAAUAGCUAGGAAUAGUGACAGAAUUAUGGUCGUAAAAUUGAUAUUCGAAGAAAAAGUGCUGAAUGUAAUAAGUGCCUAUGCACCAGAAGUAGGAUGUGAUGAAAUAAACAAGGAAGUAUUUUGGAGAGAGAUGGAUGAGGUUAUGCAAGGAGUAUCUGGCAAUGAAGAUGCGAUGAUAGGCGGAGAUAUGAAUGGAAAUGAAGGUAAUGAGAGGAGAGGAUAUGAAAGAGUACAUAUAAGAAAAAGUACAGUAGCUAACAACAAAUUAAAUAUGUAUGAAAUGAAUAAUAGCACAAGUCAACCAAAAAAACGAAUUCAAGAUGUUAAGACAGGAUGGAACUCAACAUAUUAUAUGUUAGUUAGGUUUGUAGAAUUGAAAGAUUCUAUUCAUGGCAUUUUAGAGUUACUUAAUAGGGCACCAGAAAAUCUUAAAAAGCCAACUGAAACAUCUAUAUCUCAAGAAAUCAUCGAAGUUCAACGUUAUUUAGAAGAUGCUGUACUACAGAGAAAAAACGACACAUUAAAAUGGUGGUGUGAGCAUAUACCCAUACCUAAAGUCACUGUCAAAAAAGACAUUAUGUUGUCUUGA
Daktulosphaira vitifoliae (grape phylloxera) is the source of this 618-nucleotide messenger RNA. RefSeq lists its product as uncharacterized. Lineage: Eukaryota; Metazoa; Arthropoda; Insecta; Hemiptera; Phylloxeridae. Bases 1 to 618 code for a protein of 205 amino acids. The record is from RefSeq and is a predicted model, not a curated record. The transcript has 3 exons.